Messenger RNA from Abrus precatorius (Indian licorice), 1787 nucleotides. RefSeq names its product outer envelope pore protein 37, chloroplastic. The transcript has 6 exons. Lineage: Eukaryota; Viridiplantae; Streptophyta; Magnoliopsida; Fabales; Fabaceae. The coding region runs from base 38 to 934 and encodes 298 amino acids. Gene Ontology annotation, cellular component: chloroplast outer membrane. The record is from RefSeq and is a predicted model, not a curated record. Gene Ontology annotation, biological process: monoatomic cation transport. Gene Ontology annotation, molecular function: monoatomic ion channel activity.
UUUGAAUUGAAAGUAAGAAGAAAGAUAACGAGAGUGGAUGGUGGAGAUGGAAGCAGGAGCUGAAAACCCUAAUUACAUCAUGGUCCCACCCCCACCUCCCCCGUCUGUUGAGCCACAGCCUCAGAAGCGACCCAUCUUCUCGUUUCCAAGGAGGCCAUCCCUCAGAAUUACAAGUGAGUUCGAUAGUGAAAGCGCAUUCUUCUUCCAUAAAAUCUCUUGUAAGUUGUUGGACAGCCUUGCCAAGUUCAAGUUUUCAUUCCACAAUAACAGUAAAGGCGAUGUCUCGGAACCUCAAUUCAGCUUCGUAUCCAAGCACCUUAGCCUCCACUACGACCUCGAAGACCAUAAUGCUCUUGUUAAGACCUCCAUCGAUGUUGGUCCCAGAUUGCAACUCUCUGCCGCUCAUGAUGUCAAGGCUCAACAAGGAGAGGUUACCAUGGUUGCAAAUGUCGCUGACCCUGGCUAUGCACUUGAACUAUCAACACCAGUUCCAUCUGUUGGAAUGCCAAAAGCAACCUUUAGAUUUCCUGUUGGUGAGGUUUCACUACAGGAGAAAGAGGAGGAGGAGGAGGUCAAGAAUUUGUUGUCAGUGAGUGGGAUUCUUAAAGGUCAAUUUUUUAAUGGGGUCUGCGCUGCCCAGUACAAGGACGAAGAACUGAAACUAAGAUACUGCUAUAAGGACGAUGAAAUGUCAUUUCUUCCAAUACUUUCGCUCCCUUCAAAUGCUCUAUCAUUUGCCUUUAAGCGUCGGUUUGGUCCUUCUGACAAGUUAAGUUACUGGUACAAUUGUGAUUCCAACUAUUGGAGUGCUGUCUAUAAGCGUACCUAUGGUAAAGAUUUCAAAUUUAAAGCUGGUUAUGAUUCAGAGGUUCGCCUUGGCUGGGCAUCUCUUUGGUUGCAUACUUCUAAUGCUAGCUUCUUAACACCGUCCUGAUCCCUCCCCUCAGUGCAGUUAGGCAUUACUAGCUGACAGUUAAGUAUGAGCUCUUACAUUUCAGAUUAUAAUUAUUGAUAGUUUUCGAACAUGUAUUGUAUUUGCCUUGAGGUUUUACAUUUAGGCACCGCAUGACAUUGCUUCCUGGUUCCUGCACAUAAGGGAUAAAUGUACUCCUUAAAUGUCUUGAACCAUAGCAUAUCAUUAAGGUAAAACGGUUUACUGCUUUACCUAUAUGUUUCCCAGAAAGUUUAACUAAAUUUCUUAUUUUAAUAUUUCAGUAUCAUCUUCUCUGUACUACAAGUUUAGUUGUAGUUCCGAAGCAUGACGACCCUAAUAUAUCUCAGAACUGUUAAAUUAGAAUCCAAAUUUCAGUAGUGGGAAACUAGUCUCUGAAGUGUGUGAAGAGAAAUUGUCCUGAAUCAUAGUGGGUUCCGUGAGAAGUAUGAGUCUAUUAUCUGUAACUCUUAGUGACCUCAUUAGCUUCAUUCAGGUUGGAGAUGAAGGAGGGAAAGCCAAAACAGCUCCGAUGAAGAUGAAAGUUCAAUUCAUGCUCCAAGUGCCACAAGACGACAUAAAAUCUUCUGUUUUGAUGUUUCGGAUUAAGAAAAGAUGGGACAUUUAAGGAUCUACUUGGUUUUGGAUUGCCUCCACAAUUCUUCAAGUUGUAUUGACUAUUUGACCGGUUGAUACUUCUCCAAGUCAGCCUAUUUCUCAGUGGUGCGGCUUGAUUUUGCUGGGUUUCUGGUAAGGACGAAGUUCAAUCUUUUUGUAAAGAUGAUUUUCUGAUUUGUAAGUUGGCAGAUUAUGGUUAUCGGAUGGGAACAAUCCUAAAAUUAAUUGUGUAUUUGGC